Molecule: messenger RNA, 3639 nt
Organism: Teleopsis dalmanni
Lineage: Eukaryota; Metazoa; Arthropoda; Insecta; Diptera; Diopsidae
Product: leucine-rich repeat-containing protein 24-like
Exons: 2
Coding region: 1693-3639 (648 amino acids)
Molecular function (GO): protein binding
Source: RefSeq, a predicted model, not a curated record
ACGAGAAGAGAGGCGCCAAACAUAAUAACAAAAGCAAUCUGUACAAUAUGAAAAAUACUUAAAGCAAAAUAACGUCAAGCAUCAAAUCUAUAGACAAUAUUAACCUAACAGCUCACACACUCAACAAGCCAUCAAACCAUCAAGGCAUCAAACCUGCAAACAGUCAAACCACCAACUAACUUAUCCCACCAUAUACGCGUGUGCUGUGGGUAUCUUUUAGUGCUGCAUGUGGGAAAGUUAACCACCAGCACAGCCCAGCGGCGUAAAACAACAUUUAGACGAGUUGAAAAAAUAAUAAAAUGAAAACAUUUUAAAGUCAGGCGAGUGGAAAUAUAAAAUAUUUUAUAAAUAAAGAAAAACAUUUGCAAACUGUGACUGAUGUUAAGUAAUGUAUAACAAUAACAAUAAGAGAACAACAACAACAAGAAAAACAGUAACAACAAUAACAGCAAAAGCAAAUCAACAAUAACGAAUCAAGAAUAACAGCAAUAAAAUUGCUACAACUAAGCUACUGCCAAGUGCAUAAACAACGAAAGCCAACAACACUCACAACAACAACAAUAACAACAACAACAACAAAAUAAAAACAAUAACAAAAGUUGAGAAUAAAUAAACUUGUAUAAGGCAAGAAACUGUUGUGCGUUAGCUUAGCAUCAACUAACGAGAUUUACGUGCUAGUACUCUGUACUCCAUACACCGCACUCUGUGUUUAAUACCCUACAGGCGAAAAAAAAACAAUAUAUAUUUAACAAGACAAUUUCUUUUUAUUUGCGCAACAACAACACAUGCUGACGACAACCACAAUAAUAAAAAAUAAGCACAACAUCAAGUGAAAAAUGUUUUUUUGAAAAAGAAAGACGACAAUAUAUGCAAGAAAAACAUUAGUUUCAUUUCCAUCAAAAGUACAGAGAGACGGGAGUAUUAUCGCCCCAACGCAACCACUUGCUUAUACGAAUUCAAUACGAAUUUAAGCUACAGUUAGAAAAAGCCAUCAAAUACAUACACACACACACACACACACACAUGAAAAAAAACCCAUACCUCCAGUGUAAUUGCUGUAGCAGCAUAAACAAUUGCCUUGAGAAAUUCAGUUUUUUACUGUAUAAAAUUUGUAUACAUUUGUUUUUGUGUGUACACUCGUAAACACAUACAUCAGCAAAUAGCAAAUAUUUUUCAGUACUUAACACUGUGCUGCUUUCACAAGAUCAGAUCAAACGACAAAGACAUGAUUGUGCAGUUGCAGUUGGCGUGGACGUCGCUGCCAUUGGCAGAUAAAAUACGUGUUCUGGCGUUUGUAUGCGUGUGAAGUUAUUUACAUUAUUUUUUGUAUUAGUUGAGUUGUGGUAACACUGGAGACUCCCAGACAAAUUAACAACGUGACAGCAAAUAAAGUGAAGUAAAAAGCUGCAAGUACACAUUUCAACACACGCAACAACAACAAUAGCAUUAACUAACUAACAACAGCAGCAUCAAUAUUGUGCGCAAUUUUUCUAUGUUGUCUGUGUUAUCAAAAGCGUGUGCUUUAAAUCCACAAAGGACAUAUAAACAGCGAAAAUACACAGCUGCAGUGAGACAACUAACAGUGACAGGAACAGCGCAACAACGCAUAUGUGCUUAAGUACAUUAACAUUUAUAUAUAGUGUAGUCAACAGUAGACGUUGUACUAGCGAAGUAUACGUUGAGGCAUAAAACAUGAAAAUUUCUAGUUGUACACAUCACCAACACAAACGACAAGCAGCACAAAAGCAACAGCAACAGCAACAGGAAGAGCAAGAGGAGAAAACGCAACGAAACAGCAUACUACAACGAAAUCAAAAAGUAGAACAUAAGCAAGAAAAACGUUGUAACGCCACUGUCGUGAUAAUUAAGACAGCGCGAAGCACUCAAACAAUAACAACAGCAACACAUAGCUUACGUAGUUUUCGUAGUCGUAAGUUAACAUACCUGUUGUGUCAUAUGCUGCUGCUGCUGUUAAGCCUGAUUGAGCCAACGCAUGGUGACUGGCUAAUGGACUGUGGCGACUGUCAUUGCAAAUGGAAUUCAGGGAAAAAAACAGCUGAUUGCAAGAAUCUAAGUCUCUCCUCAGUGCCAGAGAAUCUCAACACUGAAGUGCAAGUGUUGGAUCUUUCAUUUAAUCGCAUACCAUUUCUAGAGGAGAAUGCCUUUAUGAAUGCGCAACUCCUCAACCUACAUAAACUGUACAUACGUAACAGUUCGCUACAACAGAUCGAUCCACGCACAUUUACGCAACUCGAAAUUCUCAUCGAAUUGGAUGUGUCCAAUAAUCUCUUGCGCAGUCUACAAGCGAAUCUCUUCGCUCGGCUGGUUAAAGUGCGUGCAUUAGUAUUAAAUGGCAAUCUACUGGAAUCCUUAAGCGAUGGCAUUUUUCAAAAUCUGAAAUAUUUGCAUAAGAUUGAACUCAAGGAUAAUCGUUUGACACGUAUUAGCACACAAGUAUUUAUCAACGUGCCACUGUUAUCGCAGAUUUAUCUCAACGGAAAUCGAUUGAGCUUUUUGCGCAAAGAAAGUUUUGAAUCUGUGAAGCGCUUAACUGCACUCUCAUUAGACCAGAAUCCUUGGAACUGUACAUGUGAACUGCAGAUUUUUCGUGACUUUGUUUUAAAACGUAAUCUCUACACACCACCAACGGCAUGUUAUUUUCCCGUGCACUUACGUGGCAUGUUGUGGGUGGAGGAUCAACCGGAAGCGUUUGCCUGUAAACCCAAAAUCAUAUAUCCAGCACGCGGUGCUUCCAUCAAUACGUCAAAAGAAAAUGUUACAUUGGUUUGCCGAGUGCAUGCUUCACCUAACACACACAUAUCCUGGGAUUAUAACAAACAAAUGUAUCGCUCCAAUGCAGUGAACAGUGCACAACAACAACGCGUACACAUCCAACUGCUACGCGAUGAACAGUCCAAAGAGAAGGAGUUCGGACGUGAUGUGUUUAUUUCACGUUUAACUAUUAUUGGAGCCGAUAAAAACGAUGAGGGUAUCUACACAUGUUUAGCAGAGAACGCUGGUGGCAAAGAUGUAGUGCAAAUGAAUUUGCUGAUACAAAAGCCAGGGUCAAAGGACUUGUUAUUGCAGGGAAACUUAGUUAUUGUGAUUUGCUUAAUGGCUUUGGGAUUGCUUAGUGUGUCGGUGCUGCUCGCAUUGAUUACUUGUUGCAUUUACAAGCGUUUCAAGCAUAUUAACUCCGCGCAUCGACAUCAUCAUCAUCAUCAUUUGGAUGUUGCCGAUCAAUUAACAACUGGCCUCGAACAUACCACCACGACUGUAACGGGCGGCACUGAUGUUGUGCUUGGAGUGAGUGUUGAUGAGACAUCAACGGGCAAUUUCAAGCACCAUUUGCAAAAAACAAAUCUGAAUGGUGGCACUGGCGGAAUGGACAAAUACAGUGAAAUGAUUAAGCAUGGUGUUUCUGUGAUGGACAAUGGUUUUGUUAAUGUUGGUGCUGAUGGCGUUGAGCACCAUAAACUGCUGCUGAACGAUGCGAAAACAGGGCAUGCGGAAAAGGCGUAUUUGGAGCGAAGUACUAAAGUUCACUUACUAAAGUGGGACAACUUUGAAGAAUUGAUAGAUUCUACUUUCUCUCCAUCAUGGUUAUCGUUGCAAAGUCUGCGUGUUAAAAUGCGCUAA